CUCUCGCCCGGCUGCGGGGCUCCUGUAGCCGCUAUAAGAGCGCUCCCUGACGCGAUCCCCGGCACACCGGACCAUCCACCCUGCGGGGAAGCGUCCAAACACACUGCGGUCCAGUCCUGGGACUUGUAGCGGCUUUGCACGUGGCGCUCUGGUCUGCAUGCAGCUGUUUUCUUACUUGAACAUAAGGGAUCGGUCCCCCCCCUCUCCCCUCUCCCCUUCGGGAAUCACUCGCCUCCACAUGAUGGCUUUCACUAUGCGGAGGCCGGUCUCCGCGCAUUCCUUCUCCUACCCCGCUGACCUGACCUUGAUGUCGGACGACGAGGAGGAGAACCGCAGCGAGAGCGACGGCAGCACCGACCAGGGCUACGGCUGCUGCGGGAUUCCGGGGGACGGCUACGGGCGGGAGUCGGACGGCGUGGUGCCGCAUCGGAACGCCGCGAACGCCAGGGAGAGGCACCGGACGCAGAACGUGAACACGGCCUUCACGGCGCUGCGCACACUCAUCCCCACGGAGCCGGUGGACAGGAAGCUCUCCAAGAUCGAGACGCUGCGCCUCGCGUCCAGCUACAUCGCGCACCUGGCCAACGUGCUGGUGGUCGGGGACGGGAGGGAGGACGGGCAGCCGUGCCUCAGCGCGGUCUACAAGGAGCUGAAGGCGGCCGGAGGAGGCAAAAAGCCCCGCAACAUCUGCACGUUCUGCCUGAGCAACCAGCGCAGAGGGGUAAAAGACAGACGAGACUGUGUGAAAGUGCAUGGAGGCGGCGGGAGACAAAUCAGUCGGCGAUGAAGUCGAGGAUCGUAUGGACUAGUCGGAGAUGACUUCAGGGAAACCUCCCCUGACCGCUCCUGGGGUGUGGAAGCAGUCUUUUGAGGACGACUCUGACUUUGGGCUUUGGCUCCAUGGUCACUUUGGCCUGAAUGAGAUUAGAGGAUUGGUACCAGAAGCAUCACCAGCAGAUACGCUCCCAUGUGCCAGCACUAAUGUCAGAGGGCAGAGGGCAGGGGAUGAGACUAUGUGUUCUGUACAUUUCAAUAGAAAACACAUUGAGGUGAUUGGUUAAGUAGACAUGCAGUGGAUUUCUACACCAUUUACUCUCUUUCAGUUUAAAACGUUGCAGACCACAGAAUAUACAACAUCAAUCGCUCUGGAUAACCACAAGGUUUAUUACUCCGCAGCAGCAAGAAAAUAAUACUGCAGAUCAAUAUUUAAAGGCAGGGUUAUAAUCCAAAUGUAAAUAAAAAGAUAUAUUUGCCAAUCUAAAUCAAAUUAUUUAACACAGCUAUCCUUUUUAAAUGAGAAAUUUUACAAUAGAUUAACUAAUGAUAAACUAAAACCUAUGUACCAAAUAAAAGGACCUGCUAAAUACCACUCUUAGAGACAUGUACACAAAGAUACCCACAGAAAACUACAAAAAGUCCAAAACAACAGCAAAAAAGUGUUCUGCUCCUACGUGGCCGGUUGCAUCCCUGUGCCAAGGACACAUUGUCCCAUAAUGCAGCCAUGCUGCUUAUAGAAAGUGUCUUCUUUAUUCUGUAGGUUCUUUGCAUGACUACUAGACAUACGGAUGAGUCAGAGACACGGACGGCCUCUGUGCCUGUCUUCUGAUAUGGGCGACUGAUGGGUAAAAGAUACUGAUGACAUCAACUCCCACGAGUUGCAACGUUCUGUGAGACAACGCAAAGGAUUGUGGGGGCUCGGCCACUGACAGACUUUCAGAGGGCAGACCGCUCUCUCCACCAAAGAGCGUGGUGACUACUCUGUUUGCUUUUUUUUGACAUGUUGUGAUUACCUUUGAAAUUAAAUUUAUUUUUACAUUAA
Pungitius pungitius (ninespine stickleback) is the source of this 1819-nucleotide messenger RNA. Its product is annotated as transcription factor 15-like. Gene Ontology annotation, molecular function: protein dimerization activity; DNA-binding transcription factor activity, RNA polymerase II-specific; RNA polymerase II transcription regulatory region sequence-specific DNA binding. The transcript is spliced from 2 exons. The coding region runs from base 158 to 787 and encodes 209 amino acids. The record is from RefSeq and is a predicted model, not a curated record. NCBI's taxonomy places the organism in Eukaryota, Metazoa, Chordata, Actinopteri, Perciformes, Gasterosteidae. Gene Ontology annotation, biological process: developmental process; regulation of transcription by RNA polymerase II.